UGUUUACUAUCAACUUCGACGCCCUUGUAUUGAAUGCUUAUCCUCAACUCAUUACAAGUUCCUUUGAGUUAAAAUGAAUGAAAAGAGGCAUUUAACAAGGGAAUUUCAUUUGUCAACGACAACCAUCGUGAUGUAAAAAGAUAUAAUGCUUCUUCAUUGUGAAAUGACUACUAAGAUAUGAGCACAGCUUUGUCCUUCAGUGUCCAGAGAGAGAUCCAGUUACGAUUCCUUUGCCCAGAAGAUAUUGAUGAAGUCAAGAAACUUUGCACAGAAUGGUUCCCUAUUGAAUAUCCAGAUACAUGGUAUCAAGAAAUAACCUCCAAUCCAAAGUUUUACUCACUGGCAGCAACAUUCCAAUCAAGGAUUGUGGGUAUUGUUGUAGCGGAGGUCAAACUUCUGUCGUCUCUAAACAAAGAGGAUGCAGACAUUCUAGCCCCACAGUUUCCAUCAACUUCCCAGGUGGCAUAUAUUUUAAGUUUAGGAGUUGUAGUGGACUUCAGGAAACAUGGGAUAGCUUCCCUGCUGCUGGACAGUUUAAUACAAAGUCUGACCACUAAAGAGAGAUCAAACUGUAAAGCUGUGUAUCUACAUGUGCUGGCCACAAACCACAUAGCUAUCAGAUUUUAUGAGAGACGUAGAUUCAAGGCACACAGUUUUCUACCUUAUUACUACUCCAUUCAGGGAAAACCUCGUGACGCAUACCUCUAUGUGAUAUACCUAAAUGGUGGUAAAGCUCCAUGGUCAUUUAUUGAUUAUAUGAUGCAAUGUGGAGAAGUAUUAACCAAGUUACAGCCAUGUGCUUUACCUAGCCAGAUCAUCAGGACAGUGAGGGGAUGGAUCUGUCGAUUGUUGGCUGGAGCCACGUCAAAUUACAGCAGCUAGCAUCAACAGACAUAUGACCUGUGCAAGAUAGAAAUCAACAUGGUUACCAAAAUAACUCCUCUGAGAGUCAUUGAUUUUAUUUUGGAAAUAGAAAUAUGGCUGUUUCAUUUUUUGUAAUAUGGUAAUCAGUAUUCAGGGAAAAAAGUAGUGGCAGACCAGGACAAAAUGUCUAUGCGAGUUUUUGCAGUUUGAAAUUCUUCAUUGGUUGUAUCUAUAACAUACACUUCAGCUGGAUUGUACAACCAAUAGUUAGAAUAGGUCACAAUGACUCCAAACAAUAGUUAGUAUUGGUCACAAUUACUCAUAGAAAUUUAUCUUUCUUAGCGUAUAUGCAGUGAUUCAGAAAGUUGUCUUCCGGAAACAUCCUCUGGUGGACCAACACAAAUUUAACUGGAAUCUGUUGAACCUAAGAAUUGUUCAGAACAAAGAUAAAGUAUCUUGCUACAUAUUAGGAUUUCCAUAUGUGUCAUUUGCAUAACUUUAUGUAAGAGGUUCCAAUGUAGUAAAGUCAGUCAUCCAAUAAGGGUAAUGUAGGUAGUAUUUUCCCCAAGACAAAGUUUACUUUCCAUGAAAUAUUUGUGAACAUUGAAUUAAUAUCUAUCUGAUACAGUUCAUGUAACAUUAAUGCAUAAUAAUUUUUUGUAAAUAUUUCAUUGAUUUUUUACAUUUUGAAUUCCAAAGAAAUAAUUUUUUACUAUUAUCAAAUAGUGGUUAAUGUGUCUUUUUGUUUGUCCCUUCAUUCAUUUUGCAUUUGCUUGUCUGUUCUUUCAUCAUGGCUGGAUUUUUAUGAAAUUUUCAAAGAAUCUUUCUUACAUAAUCAUAAUAAUGUAAGUGUGCAAUUCCAAAGUUCAUUUUGUCAUCUCAUUGAGUUUAUGGGGUUUCCAUAUAUCAGAAUAUGGACUUGGACAAUGCCAUAUGUCCAACAGCAUGACAAGGGGUUUGGCAAUAUUGUAUUUGCAUCUAUUCUAAAACAAAAUCGAAUAUCAAUGAAUCUUUCAUAUCAUCUUCAUUGAAUCU
This is a messenger RNA of Mytilus californianus (California mussel), 1899 nucleotides long. RefSeq names its product N-alpha-acetyltransferase 60-like. Gene Ontology annotation, biological process: N-terminal peptidyl-methionine acetylation. The coding region runs from base 178 to 882 and encodes 234 amino acids. The transcript has 6 exons. Gene Ontology annotation, molecular function: protein-N-terminal amino-acid acetyltransferase activity; histone acetyltransferase activity. NCBI's taxonomy places the organism in Eukaryota, Metazoa, Mollusca, Bivalvia, Mytilida, Mytilidae. The record is from RefSeq and is a predicted model, not a curated record. Gene Ontology annotation, cellular component: Golgi membrane.